Messenger RNA from Pecten maximus, 5372 nucleotides. Its product is annotated as E3 ubiquitin-protein ligase ZNF598-like. The record is from RefSeq and is a predicted model, not a curated record. Bases 162 to 3077 code for a protein of 971 amino acids. The transcript has 6 exons. Gene Ontology annotation, biological process: rescue of stalled cytosolic ribosome; protein ubiquitination. Gene Ontology annotation, molecular function: ubiquitin protein ligase activity; ribosome binding. Lineage: Eukaryota; Metazoa; Mollusca; Bivalvia; Pectinida; Pectinidae.
CGCAAACAUUGCACAACCCGGCGGAAAGAGUAGCCAUGAGAAUCUAUAUUAAGAACACAGAACGGUUAUAUAUACCGUAUACGCCAUUCCAUUACUAAGAAGUCCAAACACGUCAUCUCUACACAACUUUCGUUUUGUGAGUUAAACAAUUUAGAAGAACUAUGGAGAAGCGCCAGAGGAGAGAAAGUGCCAAUGAAUCUUGCCCAGUCUGCCACGAGGCAGUAGAAAUUUACGCGAUCGGAAGUUGUGAUCACCCCGUUUGUUACCGGUGUGCCCUAAGGAUGAGGGCGUUGUGUGAACAGGGCUACUGUCCCAUAUGUAGGACUGACCUGAUCAAGCUUUACAUGGUUCAUAAAUUAGUAAAGGAGUCUGAGAUACCCCGUCAUGGUUACAUUCCAAACAGGAGACUGAAAAUUUUCUUCGAAGACGAUUCUAUUAAGAAAAAAGUUGAUAAAUUGCUAGAAUAUAAUUGCCCGAAGUGUAAACAGUCAUUCAGAUUAUUUAGAGAACUUCAGACUCACAUGAGGAAGGAACACACACUUUUCUACUGUGAUCUCUGCAUUGAUCAUUUAAAGAUUUUUCCAUUUGAGAGGAAAUACUACAGCCGUCAAGACCUAGCUACCCAUCGCCGUGUGGGAGAUAAGGAUGACAAAUCCUACAAAGGCCACCCUUUGUGUCACUUUUGUGAUGAACGCUAUAUGGACAACGAUGAGCUGUAUCGCCACCUGAGGAAGGAUCAUUACUACUGUCACUUUUGUGAGAAGGAUGGUUGUAAUGAUUACUACAGUGACUAUGAAGACCUCAAGCGACACUUCAGGGAUCAGCAUUACCUAUGUCAAGAAGAGGACUGUGUGAAUGCACAGUUUACACAUGCUUUCCGCUCAGAAAUAGACCUUAAGGCACACAAAACAAGUGAACAUAAUCGUGGUCUCACCAAGGCUCAGGUUAGACAGUCGCGUGUUGUAGAUGUAGACAUACAUCUGGCUCCCAGGAAAAAACCACAGAGAGGUGUUGUAUCUGGAGAUGACUAUGAAGAGAAAGGACCAAGGAACAGAGGGCGAGGUGGUGGAUCUGGCAGACAGACCUCUUACAGGGACCGCUUUAGGGAUGAAGAUGUUGAAAAGGCUAUUAAGGUGUCUCUUGAAACAAUGAAGGAAGAAAGAACAAAACCAUCAAAGAGCCCAGUUGAGGAGAUGGAACAGGAAAGCCCAAAGAUUGUACAUGAUGAAUCCAACUUCCCUACUCUAGGAAACAUUAUUCCAGCUGCAAGGUCCCACACACCAACAGAAGAAGUAAUCAAGGACCAGUCUAUCGCUCACAAAUUAGCCAAGGCCAAUCACAUGUCAGUUCAACAUGGUCGUCUAGGAAUGGCAGACUUCCCCAGUCUGGGACAGUCUAGCGGAGGUGUUCCUGAGCCAUCAAAACCUUCUGUGCCAAGGAAAGUCUACAAUGAACCACAUAUUGAAGCAAGUAAAAGUGUUACUACUGUGUCAAAUAAGAACCACUCUAAUUCUGUGCGGUCAUUGAAAAAAGAUGAUUUCCCAGAACUACCCACUGCCAAAAAUGUAUUAUCAAAAAACACUUCCAAAGUUGGGUCAUGGGGUGUUACAGCUCCCCCUAAACCUCACUCACCUGUCCAACCAAAGAAAGACAUUACACAAAGUGUGAAUGUGACAUUAGGCUCUAAAGUUAAUAAAUCUAAACAUUAUAAUGUUAUUCCUUCUAAAAGAGUUCUUGUAGAUGAUAAAGAAUUUCCUUCACUAGGAAAUACCCCUCCACUGAACAUGGAGUGGGGGAAAUCUAGCUCGGAGAGUAAAAAAACACAACCAAGUAAGAAAAUUGAUUGGUUUGAUGUUGAAGACAACGAAUACAGUAUUAAUAAUUUUAAGAGUGACAUUUCACAUAGUGACACUGCAAGUAAAAGUAAGAAAAAGAAAAAGAAACUGAAGGGAGUAGCUGAAUCAACAUCAGGUAACACAAAUUCAUCGUCAUUAGGAGGACAAACUACACUAGAUAACAUAGCAAGCUCCUUAUUCUCAGUAAAAAGCAAACCAGACUCAACUGAACAGCAAAAGUUAAAGGAGAACAAAAACCCUGAAAAGGGUUCAAAGGACAGUAAACAUUUUAGUGAUGAGGAAUUCGAAGGAUACCCAGUGGUCAGUAUUAGUGACAAAAAUGGACCUACGGAAAGUGCUUGUGCAGCAGUGGUCCAGAAUCAUUCUACCUUCAACAAAUUUGAUUUAUUGGGAUCAGAGAACUUCCCUCAGCUGACGGACAGUGUGUCUAAGGCAAAUGCUUCUGAAAAGCCCCGUAAAGGGAAAACCAAUGUACUAUUGGAUGAAGAAGAGUAUCCAAGACUUGGUGGUUACAAGAAAUCUAAAGCUCCACCCGGAUUUUCUAAGACCCCAGUGCCUACAUCUCCUCCAGGGUUUGAUAGCAAACCAGCACCUAAAAAGCCCCCUCCUGGUUUUGGAUCAUCAACAAAAUCUAACCCCGUCCAACGUGAAGUAUUGGACCUUCAUGCUAUACAGGAAAGUUUGACCCUAAAGACAAUGGUGCCAGUGUCGGUCAACAUGGGAAACUACCUGUAUGCACCACUUGAAGAUUCCCAAUCACGCAAUCAUAAGUUGAUUUCAGAUAUUCGUAAUCAUGCACAGGGAGAAUUUGACAAGUUCAAGACCUGGGCUGGAGAGUUUCGCAAUGGAAAGAUGUUAGCUGCUGAUUAUUAUGACAAGUGUGAAAGCCUACUUGGCAAGGAAAAUUUUACUUCAGUAUUUCCAGAACUUCUUGCUCUUCUUCCUGACAUCAGUAAACAGCAGGAACUUCUGUCAACCUUCAAUAGCAUGGAGUCUGGAAAACCAAGUGGCAUGUCACAAAAAGGAGGACAUGGCAGAAAAGGUGGAUGGGAGGUACCCUCCUUCUCUGUGUGUCCAACAUGUAGACAGGUCCUGCUCCAGAAGGACUACAGUCAUCACAUUUCUAUGCACGACACAGGCUCAGACUUUCCCUCAUUGCACUCUGAUGUUUCCUCAAGGCCAGUAGGCCCUGGCCUCAAAGAAUGGGUUCGGGCCAAGUAGAUGUGGUCAUUUGAAACAGGGUUGAUGUUGAAUCCUGUAGUCAUUAGGAGCUACAAAAGUAUUCUAGAAAAUAGUUUAUCUGUAUUUCCGUUUUUUAAAAGCUUUAUGAGUAUAACUUUUGGUUGUUCUGUUUGUUAAUUACCGUUGUGUUUUUAUCAUAUGCAUAUAGAGAUCUUUUAAAGACUAUUUUGUCUAUAGGUCAUCUAUAUCAGGCUUGCUAUCCUCCAUUUGACCUCUGUAAAACAUAUUGACUCCUUUGAUUGAGUUGGAAUGGUGAAGGAAUGUCUCUAUUUUUUGUCUAUGAUGAGUUUUGUAUUAACGUUAUACACAUAUUGUUUUAGACUCUUAAUUUUAAAUGGUUUGAUGUUGGUUAAUCAGGAUGAUUUUAUAAAUCAACGACCUAAAAAUAUCUAUCUUAUGGUUCAAUUUGUGUCCAGGAAAUGUCUAUGUUUUGGUUCGAUAUUGUAUCCAGGUGAAGUAAAGUUUUUGCACCUUGCACUGUCACAAAAUGUAUGCUAUUGCUAAUAUUUAAAUGAAAUGUUCAGGGUUAAUAAGAGUUUAACUUCACAAAUCCUUUCUAUUUUAUAUGAAUGACGUGCAGAAUUAAGAAACGGAGGUUUAAAUGAAACAACUUGCUUUACAUAUGUGUAGGUACAUCACCUAACCUUGAAGAAGUGUUUUCUGAUUUUGUUAAUAGUUUAACCUGUCUUUAAUCCAUAGCUCGUAAUCCAUAUCUACUUCAUAGACCAGCUUGGGUAUGGCGGAUAGCAUUACCUCAAUGGUAUGUGAGUCUUGUUGGAUCUAAGCCCUGUCUACUCUGAAAUGAGAUUUUAUUUCCUCUUCUUGCUCAUGUCAACCAUAAACUCUUAUCCUGUUAACUGUUGCAAGUAAUUACCGGUAAGCAUUGAAAUGGAACAUUUCUCAGUUUGAACAUCAGUGCUAGGUUUAAUUUUAAGUAUACAGACUUAAGUACAGGUAUGUACAAUUAUAAAUCAUGCAGGCAGACAUUCAAUUCUGACAGGUAAUACUGAAUACAUGUAUAUUUAAUUUGGUAGAAACAAAUCCUAACAAUAUAUUCUUUUAUAAGUUCAUUUUAUAAUCUUAAUUGUGAAAUACCAGUAUUGACACUGUUAUAAUCCGUUGUUUCAAGACAAGAUGUUUUUAUCGGUCAAGAACUGAAAUACAGAACUAAUUGUAGAGGUAUGGCUAUAGGCUGUAGCUGUUAAGUGCAUGUUGAUUUUUAUUUCUGGUCGUAUACGCGUAGCUAAGUUGAUUUAAAUGUUUCUAUUUUUAACUUUAUUAAUCCUACAAUGCUACACUAAUAUUUUAUUGUAAACAGAUAAGUGAUUUGACUCAAUAAUCAAGAAUGCAGAUCACGGUAUGCCAAUAACUGGUGAUUGAUAAAUAUAUAUAUAUUCAGGUCAAACAUAUGAAAAUGGUAACUUAUGAUAAUUUGUGGAUAUUUUCAUUCAGUGAAACUCCUAUCAUUACAUUGUACUAAUUUAUUAAGCAGUUUCCUGUUUGAGUUGAGUUUGAUUUAAGAUACUAAAACAUCACAGUUUUCCUUUAAAGUUAUCGGUAUUAAAUGAAAUAAUAAUUUCCUUAAUAUUGCAUAUAUAUGAUAAUAUCGGACUGAUUUAUAAAAAAAAAAAAAUGGAAUGACAAGUGUCCCACAGGGUGAAGUUUUCCUAGCCAGGAUACAUGUAUAUACCAGUUUUCUUAACAUAUUCUUAGUGGAUACAAUUAUCAUUGAUGUUAAUUAGAUACAGUAGUUUGUAUGCCAGAAAGUUUUAUCAUUUAAUAAAACUUAUCACAAGCUAAAGAGGAAAUAUUGUAAUAACAGUUGGGUUUUUUUUUCAUUAUAUAAAUGGAAUUCUUUUUUUCACUCAAACGAAUUGCAAGAUUAAAUAAACUGCAAUAAAUUGUUAACCUUAAUUAUGUGAUCAGAAUUUCACACAAGAUGAAAUUCUGCAGACAAAUAAAUAAGAAUAAUUUUUACAUUUAAGUGUUUGUAAAUUACUAGUCCGUUGAUAUGGUGAGUGGAUAUUUCAGUAUAUAUACAUAUUUAUUAAACUUAUAUAUAUGUGAAUUUCACUCAUGCAAAUGCUAUGGUCUGUUAUAUAUGUGAAUUUCACUUUUGUAAAAGCUAAGGCCUGCUGAUAGCUGACAUUUCGUAAAGUGAAACCACAUUGCAAAUGAAAUGGCAUGUGUUUUAAUCAAUACUAGUAAAUGCUAUUCCUUAUGAUUUAAUUGCAGUUUGUAAUUUCAACAAGAAAUAAAUUUAUUUAUAUUUGA